AUGAAUACCAAAGACGAAAGAUUGUUUUUAUCACUUUUUGAAAAAUUGGUGGAGGAUAAAAAUAAUUCUAAGUAUAUUAAUAGUAUAAUAGAAUUUAUUGAUGCUCGAAAUAGUCUUAAUGUAAAAAAUCAAGUUAAUGGAGAUGCCGAAGACCAAAAAGAUCCAAAAUCAAGCAGCAAAGGGAAGGAAAUAAUAAAAAAUAGAAAGUAUUUGUAUAAGCUAGUGAAAAAUGAAGAUGAAUAUCUGCAAUACACACUGGAUAGGCUCUUGAAAGGAAUAAGUUCUGGAGCGAAGAAUAGCAGAAGCGGCUUUGGCAAUUGUUUGGGCAAAGUGCUGAAAAAAUACGAAGAUUCCAUAGACUUUGAUAACCUAAUUAAGCAGUUCUUGAGUGUGUACUCCUCGACCAGCGAAUUUGUACUAAACAAGCAAGUAAAAUACAUAUACCUGGGAAGACUGGAAAUAAUAUCGCAAUUGCAGAAGUUGAAUUACUUCCGAAACCAUAGAACGGAACACACGGAGAAGAUAGUCGGAUAUUUAUUGGAAGCAUACAGCAUUAAGACGUAUUUACAAGAUUCAUCGAUGAUUCUGCUAAUGAUGGUACUGUCGGAUCUCCACAACGGGAAUGAGGAAGCGUACGAAUCGGUAAAGAGGAAGUUUAAUUUAAAAGAUAAUAACCCAUCGAUGAUGUCAAUGAGUUUGUUCAUAAGCAGUCUUGAUAGUAAUAUGAGUGGAUUUAGCAAAGGAGAUGGUGGUGAAGGAACUGGCAGUGAAGGAACUGGCCUUGAAGAAGAUGGAAUGAUAGAAGAUGAAGUGUUGCUCAGAGGACUCGACGAAAUGAAAAACGGUUAUCCAAUACUGAGCGUGUACAUAUACUUUCUAGUGGAGAGAAUGAAGAAGGAUGAGAAGUUGUUCGAAAAGGCAGUGAACACGUUGAACUAUAUGAUGGAAAGUAGCAGCUUCAAUGCAGUGAAGGUGGCGUUGAUCACGCAGGCGAUAGCGAUCUUUGAAGUAAAAAAUGAACACAUGCUAAAAAAAGUGUUUGAAAAGUUGAACGUGUGCCUGAAAACAGUGGUAAAGUACUAUAGAUACGCAAACAGCACAAACAUUAAAAAGUUUGUCAACGGAUACAUAACAAUGUUGUCGAAUAUGUUCAGGGAGGGAUUAUUGAGUAAUAAGGAAGGAUUUAACGCAUACGAAUAUGUGUAUAGCAGCCUGAGUAAGAUGGAAGAAAUACCAGAAGAAGUAACAGCGUACGUGGAGAUGCACAAAAGGCUGUUUAGUGAAUUCUUAAAAAGAGUUGAUAGUGGAAGGUUAGAUGGAAUUAAAGAGGACGAUGGGAAUGCCGAUGAGAAUGAUAGAGUAAAGUCGUUAGAAUCGCGAAUAAGAUACGAAUUGCUGAUGAAAAUAGGAGAGUGCGUAAGCGUAAACAACAUAAGCAUUUUGAAUCCAGUGGUUAAAUCAAUAAUGUUCUCAAUAUCGCAGCACAGUGUCGACGACAAAGAAGAAUUAGAUCGAAGUGAAAUCGGUGCUGAAAUUAAGAAAGUUGACAUAAAAAAUGAGAAAAGGAAAGGAAGUGGUACCAGGGGAGCAGCUAAAGCUGAUGGUAAAGUGGAAAUGAAGAGGUCGAGAGAGUCAGGUGUGUCCAGGAGGAAUGAAAGUUUAUGUCAGAAGCUGUUGGAGGAAUUGAAGAGAGAUGAGAAAAAGUUUAAAUAUGUGCUAUAUUUAGUUAAGUUGCUUAUAAUUGACAACUUUUAUAAUUUAAAGAUACUGUCAAAGUAUAUCAGUAAUGAAUAUAAACUAGGAGUAAGAAGUGAGAGGUGUGGUACCGAAAUGAGUAGAGAAGAUAUGGAGGAGGAUGUGUAUGAAUUGUAUGCCACGUUGCUGGUAAAGUAUUUGGGGAAUUUGGAGAAUAAAUUCAAUAAGCUGGGUGUAAAUGAGUUGAAUAACUACUAUACAAUACUAGUGUCACAAGUAAACGCACUUUACGAGGAGGAGGUGAAUGCUGAGACGGAUGAUAGUGUGUUGAAUGUAAGGAAUAGGUUUUUGCUACUAGUUAAAACAGCGACCACAAAGUACAACUGUGCCACGGAUGUGGAUGAUAAAAGGACACUGAUGAACUUGAUAGUGAUGAUAUCAGUGUGUGUGUACUUGGUGCUACGGGUAAGAGAGGACGUGGAAGAAGAUAGGAUGUUCUUGGACUAUUUUGGUCACCUGUACAAAUAUGUCAACAACAACGAAGUGUCAGAGGAAGAAAGGAGACAGUUACACUAUUUAACUGUGAACUACAAGUUCAAUAACAGGAUUGGUAAGCAAUUGGAAAGUAUGUUCGAGUUGGUAAAUGGAUUAGUGUGGAGACUAGUAUCUGAAGAAUUAGAUGAAGAAUUCUGUAAAAAGAUACUUAAAACGACGUUAACGUGUGAUUUAAAUGUAAUAAAGAGUUUGUCAAAGGUAGAUUAUAGUACAGAUGAUUCCAGUGAGGAAGAUGAUGACGAUGACAUGGACGAAGAUGAACAGGACGAAGAUGAACAGGACGAGGAUGAAUCCGAAGAACAGGAAAACCAGAAAGAGUUGGAGGAACAGGAUAACGAUGAAUCAGACGAUGACUUAGAGGAGGAAGAAGAAGACGACGAUGUACUUUUGAAUGAUUAUGAUAAAAUAUAUGAUGAGUUGACGACAAAAUCAGAAUUCACUUUUGACAGGAAAAAAAUUAAAGAGGAACAUAGCGUAAAAGGAGAACAACAUGGAAUAAAGGAAGCAGGAUAUAGUUUAUUAUUAAACCACAGGUUAGAAAGAGUGAUGAGCUUAACUGAUUUGCUAGAGUUAUUGGAUGACUACGUAAAGUCAACUAAGUUUAAUUAUAACAGUAAAAUAAGUAAGUUGAUAAGGGAAUUAGCAAAAGUAAAGCAAGUGGCUGUUGUCAGUGUUCAGAAUAAAGAAGAAUUGCUUAAGAGUAAAAGAAGCAAGAGAACUAAUCUUGGCAGUAACAAUAACAAUAACAAUAAAACUCGUGGUGAUAACAAUAACAAUAAAACUCGUGGUGAUAACAAUAACAAUAAAGAACAGGAUUUUGAUGUUGAUGGCAAUGUUGAGAUGAUAAAUAAAAUAAUACAGAUACUAUUGUAUAAUAAGAACAGCAGAGGUGUGCUGGUGAAUGUAGUUGAAAUAAUGAGUAAAAUAGUAAAAAACAGUAAAUUGAUGACAGUGAUAGUCAACUAUAUGGUAUUUUUAGUGUUGACGAAGAGAACUAACGUAAAUGUGAAUACGUUGGUGGAGUUGUAUAAAAAGUACGAAUGUGUGCUAAACAUGUUUAAGAUAUUGCAAGUGUUGAGUAAAAAUGUGAUGAAAUCGCAGUUAUUGGUAUUCACUUCGAGAGUAAUUGAAAUGAACAAGUACUACAAUAAAGAAGGAGCGGACUUGGAAGAGUACAUAAGUAAAGUGGGAUCAGGUAACUUUAGAGAGUACAUGAGCGGUAAGGAUGUAAAAGAGGAUUUGAACGUGUUGUUAAACCACGUGAUGCAGUUCAGUGAAACAUCGACAAUAGUGGAAUCACCCGAGUUAACGACAUCAGAGUCAGUAUCUUCGGCGCUAGAGCCAGAAAGUGGCAACUCACCAAAAAGAGUUAAAAUAGACGAAAACAGAAAGAAAAACAGGGGCGAAUACAGCAGUCAGUACGUGAAGGCAAUAGUAGUGAGUAUCAACACAAUGUAUCACUACGUGAAUAAUGGUAAAAGUGGCAAAAGUAGCAACAUUAACAACGGUUGCCAGGAAACAAUCAGUGGAACUGGUGAAAUAUUUAGUAAGAUAAAGGCGAAGGUAGCGUCAAUACAACAUAAGCAACUUAAAAAGUACUUUAACAAUAUAGCAAUAAGAUAA
Molecule: messenger RNA, 3873 nt
Organism: Theileria orientalis strain Shintoku
Lineage: Eukaryota; Apicomplexa; Aconoidasida; Piroplasmida; Theileriidae
Exons: 9
Coding region: 1-3873 (1290 amino acids)
Biological process (GO): regulation of DNA-templated transcription
Cellular component (GO): nucleolus
Molecular function (GO): transcription factor binding; DNA binding
Source: RefSeq, a predicted model, not a curated record